AGCACCUGCACCAGCCUGGCAAUGGUGACCAGGGUUGGCCAUGAGUCCAGGCCACCACAGCAGCCUGAAGAGACUAGGACAGAGUCAAAACUGAGCUGGGAAGUCAAGGGCCAGGACCAGCACCAUGGCUGGGCACUGGCACAGCUCAGGCAGGGCCCAGGGGUGACCAAGGAACCAGGUCAGGGCAAUGAGGGGACACCGGUAAUGGCUAGAGCCACUUUGCCGUCACCCACCGUGCAGCCUCCUCAAGUACAGCAAAACUGAUCACAGGCAGGGUGACGACAGGCAGCAGCGAUGCUUUUAUGGCCGUGUUGAUUUCAUACUGGCACACAGACAGGCUGUUUAUGCAAAUCUGCGCACAGCACAGCCACAACAAAGCCCACUUUCCAGCUUUUCGGCUUGAGCGGGGUAAUCCCUGGUCUCACCAGGCCCCUGAGGACGAGGGGAGCAUACUUGGUAAAGCUGGCACCCUGCCCCACCCAGAUGGGUCCCAGGGUGUCCCACGCACACCCUAUGGCUUGCUGCUGCCCCCCCGCUCCCUUGCUAUUUGCCUUUGUUUUCACUGCAGAAGCUUGGAGGUAUUUUUUUUUUUUUUUAAAAAAAAGGGGGGGGUGAGGGUGGGAUACGAAGAGGAAAACUAAUGUGAUUAAGGCUGGAUUUGGGCACUGCCGGCGCGUUCCCGUAGGCAGCGGGUGUCAGCAGUAACAGCUGCUGCACUUCCCAUUAGAGGAGAAAGCGAAGAACUUCCCUGACGGGAUGUGUCGCCGGCAGGCUGAGGGACGCGGCAGCAGCGAGCAGGGAGGUGUGUGUGUCCUGAGGCUGUGGGAACGGCUGCUCAGCUAAUUCAAAGGCGACGGACACGCGUACAGACUGCAGAUGCCAGAAGGCACCACUCUGAAGUGAACCUGCCUGCUGCCUUCCCGAUGCAGCAUGGAGGACCGGAGGAAAGUCCACCUGGUGAUCGCUGGCUGGGUGUGCACAACCCUCUGCCUGGUUUCCUACACGGCUGCCUUCUCGCAUGGCGCCAGUCUUUCCGCCUGUGCUGACAUGAUGCCCAAGCACCUGAGAGCUCAGCUGCACAGCCCCAGGAACAACUAUGUUACCAUCCACACCAACAUGUCCUUCUACUUCCCAGGAGACAAGGUUCCAGUGACAGUGAGGAGCAGCCGGGAUUUCAUGGGCUUUUUGCUUCAAGCUCGCAAAGUGUCUAACGAUGAAGUUGCUGGCACAUUUGUCUUCAUUCCUCCUGGUUCCAAGCUGCUGACGUGUUUUGAAGAUGGCGAUACUGUCACCCACUCGGACAAGUCCCUGAAAAGAAACCUGUCCUUUGUGUGGAAGGCACCAGACCAACCCAUUGGAGACAUCAAAUUUUUCAUCUCUGUAGUCCAGUCAUACUUUGUUUACUGGGCGAGGAUUGAAUCUGCUGUUGUUGCUCAACAAGGGCUGAACACCACGUCGGCUGGCACCAAGAAGGCCGGCCCCCUGACAUCUGCAUCCUUGCAGGAACCCGCUGACCCACGUGUAGCUGGCACAGCAAGCGAAGCUGCCAGCGAGAUCAGUGAUGGCCAUGAAGAACUUCCUGAAGGGAGGGUACAAGUCAGCAUCCAAGGCUCCAGCUCUCCUGCUGCUGCCCCCAGCUCUCCCCAGCACACCAGCCCAGCUCCUGCCAGCCUCACCCCAACACCAGCACCGGGGCCAGGUUUUGGUGCACGCCCAGGUACAUCGCCCACUGCCGAGCCAACGCAGUCCCAGACUUUGCUGGAUGCAUCCAGCAGGAGCGGAGGGAGCAGCAACUCCAGCGGUCUGGGGCUGGAGCCAUCGCUCACCUUCCAAGAGCCGGGCAUGGCCGGCGCUCUGCAAAGCUUCCUCUUCCAGGACUACGCCUCCAGCCAGAGCCCCGCUCACGGAGCACAAAGCACUGCCAGCACUACCAAACCAUACCCGUGUUUGAUGUGUGAAGAAGAAGGGGAGGCAAGCACUGAGAACGGGGACACCUUGAAAACCUCCCUGCAGGCAACAGCUUCUUGGUCCGCCCUACAGAUGCGCCAUCACCUGGGUGAAGCUGCUGUGACCACAGCCUGGUUUGGCGACGUGGACACUACCAGCAAUUUGUCGUUGGCUUCAAGGCAGAUGGCAGAAAGCAAGCCGUCACUGCCGCUGGAGGAGGCAGGCUCCACGGGCAAGGAGGAGAAGGAGGAAGUCAGAGAGCAGGCAGGUGGGAAUACACUGCCGGGGGUGACCAGACCAGCUCCUGAAUCUGCUGCUCCUGGGAAGGGAGAAGGCUCUCGCAGAGGGACACGUCUCAUAGCAGCAAAGCUUGGCAUCCUCCUCGUCUGCACAGCCGUCCUGGGCCUGGCUCUGGCAGCUGGCUUGCGCUGCCUCUACGCCCAGUACUGCCACAAGCGGACGGAGGUGUCCUUCAGUGAGCCAGACAGCGACGUCGUCACCGUCAGAGAGAACGGGGAGAUGAUGCACUUCCGCAAGAUCCGGGAGAACAGCUUCGUGCUGGUCCAGGCUGAGUACAACUGGGUCAGCCCCUCCAGCAGCGGGAAAAGGAGAAUAAUCUAAAUGUUUGCAGCGCUUAAGGCAGAGCCACGUAGGUGAGCCAGCUGCCCGUAGAGGUGAAAAUGGCCCAGAUGUGCAGAACACAGGCUCUAGAAAGCAGUAGUGUCGUUUGUGUAUAUGCACACGUAGAGGUAAACAAAAGUGA
Oxyura jamaicensis (ruddy duck) is the source of this 2710-nucleotide messenger RNA. It is a transcript of the gene REELD1, whose product is annotated as reeler domain containing 1. The transcript has 8 exons. Gene Ontology annotation, molecular function: oxidoreductase activity, acting on metal ions. NCBI's taxonomy places the organism in Eukaryota, Metazoa, Chordata, Aves, Anseriformes, Anatidae. The coding region runs from base 931 to 2568 and encodes 545 amino acids. The record is from RefSeq and is a predicted model, not a curated record.